GUACAUGAAAUUCGUCAUAAUAAUGGUGCAUGUUAUAUCCCAUGUGGUUGGCAACAAUAUGACGGCGCUAAAAGUCCCUGAUAUGGAACUCUAUCCCUAUAAUCCAACUCCGCUGAGUCUUCCGCAUCAAGGCGAAAUACCCGGAGCAGUGGAUGUGGGUACUGUGAUAUACGUCACCGGGGUACCCUUCAAGGAUGUUACUAACACUGGAUUCUUCAUCAACCUUCAGUGCGGGCCGAAGAGCAGUGACAACACUAUUGGCUUCCACAUGAAUGCCCGUUUCGAAGAGAGGAUCAUCAUACGCAACUCGCGCAUCGGUCCCGAUUGGGGGAAGGAGGAGAGAAACGUACCUCGCUUCAUAUUCGCGCCCUCGACAGAGUUUCAGCUGAGAAUCCGAGUCCUGCAGGACAGGUAUUGCAUUGACGUCGGAGAGGAGUUAUUCGCUGAGUACACGCACAGGUUUAAGGAGCUCUCCGACAUAAAGACAAUAUACAUCGCAGGAGAAGUCGAUAUCCACAGACUGGUAAUCUCUAAGAACCUGAUGAAUUAAGAUCAGCAAGGAAACUCAAGGUGGUCCACGUAGAAUAUAAGAUGCUAGACACUAUAGUGCCCAGCCUGUUUGCUUUAUUGUUACGGAGUAAUGUGAUGCAGAUAGAGAUUCGAUGCGAGAAGUUAGCACUCAUUUAUUAUAACAUAACAACUAAUCAUAAAAGGCUGCAGGUUUAACGGGAAGAAAUAAAGUUCUAGCCGGUGACGUUGCGUUUUAAGAAAUAUAUACCCGGAUAGACAUUAAGCAAAUUGUGCAUUUGAUUAAAUAUACUUAUGCCAUAACAAUAAUAAAACUGUUCUAUCCUUCACACAUACGGCAGUAUACAAAUGCUAUAGAGUUGCUGUAUAUGAAUGCGAUAUAGAGUUAUGGUAUAUGAAUGCUAUAGCUGGGUUAUAGUACAUGAAGGCAUCAAGUACGUGCCUGAAUAACAUUAUCGUGUUAGGUGCACGCUGCUAGAGAUCGAGGCGCGUUACGCGUAUAUUUUAUCGUCAAGUUCACCCAUCUAGUGUAAACAAUAAUGCUUGUUUUUCCAUGUUAUAAAUUGUUUGCCCGAGAUAAUGCUAUCAGACAAGAAAAGUGAUGGGGUAGGUAUAAUAUGCAAUCACGAAGUGGAUCUACUUUCAGCCGCCCUUCUUAAAUGAUCGUAUAACGCAUAUCUGUGUAACUGGAGCAAAGGUUUUCGUGGGGAAGCGUGGCUUAUUUACUCGUUCUAGUUCUAACGGUCCGUCAUUUCCUCUCUAAGAAUAUCUCUACUAUAAUUUGCGCAGAACUGUGGGUAUUUUGCGAAAAGCUAAAACGUAUCUUGAGCAAAUUAAGGUGACUAGGUUUACUUCAUUACAAUUAGUUAUGGCAAAGUUUUGACAAAAUACAAAUUGUGAAAAUAAAAUGUUGGUUUUAUUCAAUCGCUACAUUAUAGACCUACUCCCAUUAAUUAUGCCGCUUCGUUCUAUGUAGCGAAACAGCUGCGACUUAUAUACAAUGCAACUCCAUCUCCUAAAGGAAUAUGGCUGCGCACAAUAGUAACUGUGCAAAUUGCCGACAAUUUUGUAUUUUAACUAGUUUCAAUCUUAUCAACUAUAAGCGUGUGGAGAUGUAUUUGGAGCUUAGUAAUUUCCUUUUACGUAAAGAAAAUUCAUUUUUAUACAAAUGUACAUUUAAUAAAAAGGUGUCAUGCAUGGCA
Messenger RNA from Priapulus caudatus, 1730 nucleotides. RefSeq names its product galectin-5-like. NCBI's taxonomy places the organism in Eukaryota, Metazoa, Priapulida, Priapulimorpha, Priapulimorphida, Priapulidae. Bases 5 to 550 code for a protein of 181 amino acids. The transcript is spliced from 5 exons. The record is from RefSeq and is a predicted model, not a curated record. Gene Ontology annotation, molecular function: carbohydrate binding; galactoside binding.